CGGUAAUGACGCUCUACGUUAAUCUGAAAACAGUUCCUGUUUAUAUUUGCUAUCAAAACAUUAAUCUGUGCCAUCGUCGGAUUUGUGCUCGUGAAGCCGCCAAUGUCUGCGUCCGCCCUGCGAAUGAUCCGCGUCCGGAGGCUGAGCACCACCGGGCCUGCUGUGAAGAGAGCACUGCCAUGGAGAGACCUUAGAAAAAUAGCAAAAGUGACAGGAGCAAUAGUACUGGGAGGCUGUGUAUUCAUCACGUACGAGAUGGUUACUCUGAACCGGGCCAUCACUAUCGACACCAGUGCCAUACUACAGGAGAAGCAAAAGUCCUACAUCUACCUGACUCCCACCACUAAUAGAGAACAAGAGAGCCUUGCUUCUGGCUUCACUAUCAAGACCAGGAAGGUACUUCAUAAAGCAGCUAGAAAGUUUAUUGAAAUUUCUUCAAGAGUUCUUCUUCGCCCAUUGGAUGAGCAUCUCAGUCAUCUAGACGCAGACCCUCAUGAAUGUGCUCUAUGGGUGCUGCUGAAGAAAACCUGCUCUGCCGACCGCGCCGUUCGACAGCAGGCGGUGCAGGAACUGGCCCAGAAUCACCACUGGCAGGAUUAUCAGUACCAGACUGCAGCACAGGUGAUCGAUCAGCGCACAGCUGUGGCUCUCGCCCGCAUACCUAACGUGGACCUGCGCUUCUUUCUCCCUCCACCUCCACUGCCGCGGACUGAUGAUGAUAUAUCGAUAGAGGAUGGGCUUAGGCAGUUACUGUCAUCUCUGCCCCAGUCGGAGGUAGAUCAGUGUGUGCAGUACUUCACCUCUCUGGCAUUAAGAGAGAGCAGCCAAUCACUAGCCUCUCAACGGGGAGGGCUGUGGUGUUUUGGAGGAAAUGGGUUGCCUUAUGCCCAAAGCCUGACUUCCACCCCCUCUGAGAAGGUGGAGACGUUCUGCCUGCAGGCCCUGGUGCAGCACUCAAAGGUCCAAAGUCAUUGUGACCACAUUGUGGCUAAUGGAGGACUGCAGCUCUUGCAGAGAAUCUUCCAGCUUCGUAGAGACUCUCCGAAAAUUCAGAGCAACAUUGUGCAAAUUAUUGGAAACCUCACCCUGAAUGACCGCUUGCACACAGCCAUAGUACAGUCAGGUUGGGUGGCUGUCCUGGCUGAGAUGAUCCAGUUACCACACAUCAAGCAGGCAUCUCAUGCUGCCCGUGCUUUAGCCAAUUUGGAUAGAGAUGCAGUAAGGCAGAAGUACCAGGAUGGUGUUUACAUAAUGCACCCACAAUGCCGUACUAAUGAGCCAGUCAAAGCUGAUGUUCUGUUUGUUCACGGCCUCUUGGGAGCAGCUUUUAAAACUUGGCGUCAAAAGGACCUUGAUGUGACAGAUGACAAGGUCGAAGGGGUUCGAGAGGACUACACUGAAUGCUGGCCUAAGUCGUGGUUGGCUGCAGACUGUCCAAACCUCAGAAUCCUGUCUGUUGAGUAUGACACCCAUUUAAGUGAUUGGAAGGCUAAGUGUCCUGCUGAAAACCAAAGGAAGUCCUUGGCCUACAGAAGUCAGGAACUGCUGAGGAAACUGAAGGAUGCAGGUGUAGGGGACAGGCCUGUGGUGUGGGUAGCCCACAGUAUGGGAGGUUUACUUGUGAAAAAGAUGCUCUUGGAUGCCGCUAAAGAUCCUGAUCUCAGUCCGCUGAUCAAGAACACUAAGGGAAUUCUGUUAUACAGCGUUCCUCAUCACGGCACAUUCAUGGCAGAGUAUUCUGUAAAUGUGCGAUACCUACUUUUCCCCUCCAUUGAAGUAAAAGAACUAUGUCGAGACUCUCCAGCGUUACGGGACUUGAAUGAAAAUUUCCUGAACAUUGCAAAGGAACAAGAGUUCAAGGUCCUUAGCUUUGCAGAAACUCUGCCAACCUACAUUGGGCCGAUGCUCAAGAUAUUGGUAGUUCCAUCGCAGUCAGCAGAUCUGGGUAUUGGGGACCUCAUCCAGGUGGACGUUGAUCACCUCAACAUCUGCAAGCCAGAAACAAAAGACUCAUUUCUCUAUAAACGUACUUUACAGUUUAUUCGGGAUGCUCUUGGAGGACAGAGAAUUAAGUGAACUCUCACAGUCCAAAACUGGUCUCUUGCCAUUUCAUUUCCUCUUGAGGGUUCAACAGUUACAAGAUGGUGUUAACUAUGAAUAGAAGGAAGUUCUA
Molecule: messenger RNA, 2173 nt
Organism: Carassius carassius (crucian carp)
Lineage: Eukaryota; Metazoa; Chordata; Actinopteri; Cypriniformes; Cyprinidae
Gene: serac1
Product: serine active site containing 1
Exons: 16
Coding region: 103-2076 (657 amino acids)
Source: RefSeq, a predicted model, not a curated record